Molecule: messenger RNA, 1558 nt
Organism: Dioscorea cayenensis subsp. rotundata (Guinea yam)
Lineage: Eukaryota; Viridiplantae; Streptophyta; Magnoliopsida; Dioscoreales; Dioscoreaceae
Product: phosphoribosylaminoimidazole-succinocarboxamide synthase, chloroplastic
Exons: 12
Coding region: 92-1258 (388 amino acids)
Biological process (GO): 'de novo' IMP biosynthetic process
Cellular component (GO): chloroplast stroma; cytoplasm
Molecular function (GO): phosphoribosylaminoimidazolesuccinocarboxamide synthase activity
Source: RefSeq, a predicted model, not a curated record
GCGCACUCCAAACGCUUUGUCUGCAUCGUCAUCUUCUCAUUGAAGCAUUUCGACAAACACAUUGCGAGCAAGAGCUCGGAGAGCAUCAUCAAUGGCUUUGCGAGCGCCGCUGCAAAACCCUAGCAAACCCCUCCGUCCCAAACACCCCUUAGUGUCCUCCUUUCGCUCUCGUUCCCUCAUCCCCAUGGCGCGCCAAACCCGAUGGCUGCCUAGCAUAGCAGCUUCUCUCCACCACGACGCUGCGCACCGCGAUGAGGUUCUCCGUGCGGCCCGUGGUUCGCUCGGACACUGCCUGUCAGAGACUCACCUCGAGAUCACCGUCCCUGGACUCACGUCCAAGGCCAGGGGCAAGGUUAGGGAUGUUUAUGAUGGUGGGGAUUAUCUUGUUCUCGUCACCACUGACAGGCAGAGCGCCUUUGAUCGUGUCCUUGCCUCCAUUCCCUUCAAAGGCCAGUGUGGAAUUUACCCUCAGGUUCUAAAUGAGACGAGUUUGUGGUGGUUCAAUAUGACUCAACAUAUAACUCCAAAUGCUGUUGUUUCUACUCCUGAUAAAAACGUUACAAUUGCAAAGAAGUGCUCUGUUUUUCCUGUUGAAUUUGUUGUUAGAGGUUUUGUGACCGGUAGCACUGAUACGUCAUUAUGGACGGUUUAUAACAAGGGUAUGAGGAACUAUUGUGGCAAUGAUCUUCCUGAUGGUAUGGUUAAAAACCAAAAGCUGCCGGGAAACAUAAUUACACCUACAACUAAAGGUGUGGAUCAUGAUGUUCCUGUUUCUCCUGAAGAGAUAAUCAAACUUGGUUUGAUGACACAAGAUGAAUUUGAUGAAGUAAGUAGCAAAGCCUUGAAGCUAUUUGCAUAUGGACAGCAAGUUGCUCUGGAGAAUGGUCUGCUAUUGGUUGACACAAAGUAUGAAUUUGGAAAAGGACCGGAUGGGAAAAUUCUUUUGGUUGAUGAGGUGCACACCCCUGAUUCCAGCAGAUACUGGAUUGCUGAUUCGUAUGAGGAGAGGUUUGCUGCUGGUCUUGAACCAGAAAAUGUGGAUAAGGAGUUCUUGAGGUUGUGGUUCAAGAACCAUUGUAAUCCCUACGAAGAUAAGGUCCUUCCAGAUGCUCCGGAAGAACUUGUUUGCGAAUUGGCAUGGAGGUAUAUUUUCUUAUUUGAGAAGAUCACAAGAAAGAAAUUUAAGCUUCCAGAGACAGAGGAACAAAUACAUGACAGGAUAUCGAAAAAUGUUUCGCAUGCUUUAUCAUGCUUGUGAUUGCAGAGCUUGGUUUGAUGAAGAGUUCCAGUUUCCAUAAUGAAAGAUGCUUUGAGAAGUGAUUUUUCUUUCAGACUUCAGAGUAUGUACAAUUCUGGCUGAUAGCCCAUAAUAAUGUUGACUAACUUAUUUACUUGUUCAGGUUGGCCAAGAGAUAAUGGUUGUCAACUUGUUCAAUAAUCUUUUACUAUAUAUAUAUAUAUAUAUAUAUUUAUAUAUGAUGUAUCAUAAGAACUGUAAGCUGCAAUAGCUGAUCAGAGCAAUUUAUUUCCAAAUUGUGUUUGAUUGAGCAAAGAAAAU